CGUUGCAGAAGCCGAGCGUCGUUCCUUUUCUGCACUUCGAUUCUGGAAAAUUUCCGCCUGCGUUCCCUCUCAGAAAGGCUUGUGUAGUUUCGUUCGGAAGCGGUUUCUGCGGGCAUUCGGUGCCUAGAAAAAGGCGAAAGUACCACGUUGUCCGCGCACCAGAUAUGUGCGUCUAUGGCGGGAAAACGGCCUGGUAAGACUCUUACUGGCCACAGGUGGAAAUUUGCUGCGGCUUUUGCGAAGUCUACCUAGCAGAAACGACCGCUGUUUGGUGACGGGAGCGAAGUGCGAUUUCGAUCCACGUGGUAUGUGAGUUCCGAACUGCCUUGCGUUUCUGUGUUCGGCCUCAAGUGCACUCUGAAUUGACUCGCGCUGUGUAGCAAUUUUCAUUUGUAGUGGCAAACGCCAUGAAUAUCCUGCCGCUUCAUUUUAGUGAGGGUCUGAGGGAGGCGACGCACAGCAGCGGGAUCCUCGAGGUCGCGAGGGAGGCCGGCAAGGUCGUUCAGCCAGUUGCGAGGUAUUUGUCCAACGCCAACAGCUGCGGAGUUCCUCUCGAGCUUAACCGCCUGCAAAACAAGGGCGGACUGCUGGACUGCUUCCACCAGACACUCGGCGUCAAACUCCACUCAAACGCGUCGCAGCAUGGCACCCGGCAAAGGGCGCCAGGUGCCAAAUCCCGAACCACCAACGCUGGUUUGGUUCGCGCAAGUUUGUCGUCUGUUUCACUGAAGCAAACUGCCGAAGGCAACAGAAGUAGGAGCUCGACGACAGCGUCAAGCGACUCUGCUCGUCAAUCCGACAGUUCGUCGCCGCCGCCGACCAAUCGAACGGCGAGAAGGUGUCGCUCUGUGUCUCGGCCGCCAGUCAAAGGGGGAUCCCCCGCUCGUGCCCCGCAGCGGAAACCUGCGGCGUUGUGGAACGCUCUUUCCCGCGAACUCGUGACAGGUUUUUCGGUCUCUGAUGCGGCGAAACCACGUGGUAUGCCGCCUCGAGUGCUCAGUCGACCGACGCUGAGGUCUCACAGUCGUGUCGCCGACGAAAACCUGAGUGCAACCGUUUCGGCAGCACCACGAAGACGUUUGGGCAAUGCAGAAACGGCGGCCAAAAAACCUGAAGAAGGUAGUGGCACCGGACCAGGUGUGGACAGAAUGUUUCCCCGAGUCGCACGGAGUAGAGCGGGGGGCUACGCGGUGGCAGCUGUGAGUUCGACUGCCAGCUCGGGAGAAAUCAGCCAAAAUUGGGGGCGCGCCGCGCCGGGUGUUGCCAGGAGUGUCGGAUCGAGAAGAUCGAGCACCUUCGGUUCCUGCGCCACUCCAGAGGGUAGGCGACAAGAGGUGUUUUUGUCGGCCGGCCGGGACAGCAAGAGGCGCGCAGAAACGCCUGCGCAUCGCACUUGCAGCCUGAAACCUUCAGAUCGCCGGACUGUCGUUGCUCGGCCCAAAGAAAGCACACAAAACGCGCAACAUGAGAAGUGGACGCCCGCAUCUGGCGCUCUGCGGUCAACGCUGUUUCCCCAGAGUGCUAGCGCGACUCGCCACACGCAGCGGCAGCUCCGCUCGACCAGCCAAGCAGGGUUUUUGGGAGGCGCCGUGACUCCGAAACGAGGACCGAUGAGUCGGUCUAGUGCUGACGGCGUUGCGACCUCCAACACAAAGGAGGCAGCGAGGUGUGGCGCUCGUUCCACGCUGCAACGUGCAACACAGAGCCCGGCAGUCCCGACGCGGAAACCCCAGGCAAACGGGUCGGCAAUGCCAUUCUCCCUCGUUUCAAGACAGUCCGGACGACUACCGGCUGCCGCUUCAGCCACUGAGGGACCGGGCAGAAGUCGGGAGAGGGGCGUUUCAUCUUUCAGAAGGUCUGGGUCGAAGAUGCCGCCGAACGUUCCGAAGCUAGAUCUCCGAAAGUGCAUGCAGUUCCGUACUCGUGACUAGAAGCUUGUGAUUGCACUGUGCUGUGGCGGCGAUUCUAACUGCUUACGACUGUCAAGGAAAAAACAGAUAGGUUUACAGCGUCAGCGCCCGAUGGAGUGUGUCCGUGAGUCUGUCUAGACAGCCUCGUUCGUAAAAUAGGAAAACGAGUCUGAAUUUUUUCCAGCUCCAGGGCAUAUUUGUACGUGGACGCAGCUUUCAGGACGUAAUCAUACACACUGUAACGGGUUAGCGCCAACUGAAGUCUGCAGAGAGCAGUCUAAAGUGCAGACAGGUCCGUCGUCGUCUUGAAACGCAUCGCAAAAACGGAACUGUCGACGUAUGUCGCUGGUCAACAGCUUCCGCUGGAGAAACGGGGGACGUAUUUCCGAGUGUCUUGUUUCUGGGAUGUCGGCACUAGCUUUUCUCAGUUUCCACGCCAAGCAUCGCACAGAAAUAUAGGUGGCGGUAGCAGGCACCAUCUCAUGAAUACCGUCGCGCUGUGGAUGUGUUGAAAAGCCGCCCGUCUUCUGC
This is a messenger RNA of Toxoplasma gondii ME49, 2441 nucleotides long. RefSeq lists its product as hypothetical. The coding region runs from base 408 to 1931 and encodes 507 amino acids. NCBI's taxonomy places the organism in Eukaryota, Apicomplexa, Conoidasida, Eucoccidiorida, Sarcocystidae. The transcript is spliced from 2 exons. The record is from RefSeq and is a predicted model, not a curated record.